AUCAUCAUCAUCAUCAUCAUCAUCAUUCAUCCGUCAUAUAGCGUCCAAAGAGGCCAACUGACACCAUUAGAGACUCGUUCUGAGCAUCUAUCUCGAGAGCUAUCCGUCACAUCUGACGCGUCUAGUUCUUAAUAACAUCCCGUCAAAGACAUUGCCAACGUGUUUAAAAUAGCAUCUCUGCGACUAUAUUGCCGAGUGACGACAUAGUCGUAAUCGCAGUCGCGCUGCAUAGAAAAGAGAGCAAAAGGAACAAGAAGAAGAAAAGAAGAAAAGAAAAAAAGAAAAGGUGUUCAGAGUCGGGGCCGGAGAAACAAAAGACGCUGAUCUCGUGUGAUACGACUGAACUUUUGCCAUCCUCUCCCACCUAGCUACUGACCCUCUUUGUCAACGGUGAAUUGCGACCUACCCACCAUUUCACACUUCACCCUCUUUUUAACCUUCCAAAGCACACCUUCUGCCGUCCUUUCUUGUUCCAUCCUUCCCUUUGGAUUCUUGCGUAACUGCCUGAAGCAUACCUUUCAAUACGAAAAUAUCAUUUCAAGCGCUUGCAUACCUACCUAUAUCCCCCCCUCUCCCGCCUUGACACACUCUUAUAAACAACACAUAACCCCCAAACACACCAACAGUGACUUCGCCUUGCCAUACCAUAGGUUUUAUAUUAAGAUUCGUUCAAUCUCUGACCCAGAUAACUUUACUAUUCAGCUAUCGUCUAUCAUCAUGUCUACUGCGGAGGACCAGGAGCUUAGAGACAAGAUCAAUAAGCUAACCAAUCGCAUCAAUCGCCACAAAGAGAUCCAGAGCAAUGGCAUCAAUCUCGGCGUAGAUCAUUCUAUUGGCAGCAGAGGCUUGUAUCACCGCUCAGCGCCGUAUCCUCAACAAGCUUACCGCGGCGGUCGAGGGCGAUUUCCACCCACUUAUCGCAAUAGGACCCUAGUACUGAACGGGGGAGCACCAUCGACCGUUUCUAAUCAGGAAAAUCAAGCUCCAGAUCCUACGACACCCUCUUGGGUGACUAAGACCGAUCGCCAUCUCCAGUUAAUCAAUCGCGAUGUGUAUGAACGAGAAACUCAACAACGGACACAAGCGAUCGAACAGACCUUGCAGCAGAAGCAACUCAACAAGGACCGUCGCGAGAGAGCACAACUGCUAAGGAACAUGCAACAAGUAGGAGGGGAUGUCAUGACAUCAUCUAAUUCAUCUAAGCCAACUUCUCGAUACGAAGUCGAUGUCGAAGGAGUCCGUUUUCACGUCACCCAGCAGGGAAGCAAACUAGUCAAAGCCCCAGAUGACCUCAAUCCACCUACUGCUACGCCAAAGAUCGCCUCACUAUUUGGCGUCAAGUUCCACCGCACGAAGAACGGAAACCUUAUAAGACAUGGAAUAGUACAAGCCCAACGGCGCGCGGGCCGCAUCAAGAAGGUCAACGAGAGAUGCAAGGCCUUCUCAUGGACCGGCACCUGUCCGAAAGGCCCCUCAUGUCGAUACAUCCACGAUGUCUCCAAGACUGCUAUUUGUAGAACUUGGCUCUCGAAGGGUGAUUGCCCUAGAGGCGACGACUGUGAUCUAUCCCACGAGAUCACGGUGGAGAGGACGCCGCUUUGUGUGCACUAUGCCAAAGGGGCUUGCAACAACCCGUCGUGCUCGUAUGUUCAUGUUGAGCAUUCUCCCUCGGACCCGGUAUGCCGGGCAUUCGGCAUCUACGGGUACUGCGAUAAGGGUGCUCAAUGUCCGGGGCGUCACGUGUUUGAAUGUCCGGAUUUUAGCAACACCGGUGUCUGUAAACUCAAGGGCUGCAAGCGGCCUCAUAUUGAAAGGGCAAGUAUUUUACGCAAGGCCAACAAAAGGGCCUCCUCUCCCGAGGAGGACUUGUCCAGUGAAGACGACGAGAUGGUGGAUAGUGAUGACGUGGACUCAGAUGAGGCUGAAGAGUUCAUCGGUCAUGACAACUACGACCCCAGCUUUGCUGAGCAGAAAGAUUUCAUUGGUUUUACAUGACACCUUGGUUGUGUCGUUCCUACUGACCUCACAGAUUCACUCGGUUGUAUCGACCAUGUCGGUCGACCACUGCAUCGCCGGCCAGCAGAAUGCUGGGCAUUCUCUCUGCUUCAUUAGCACGUUUAUGUUCUUGGCUAUCGUACCAUUGUGAGACCAAGGUUAUGAUGCAAUGACGUUUUGCUUCGAAGGGAUUCUAGUUGACCAUGAUAAAUGGCUGGCGUUGGACGCGAUGAUGUUCCUGUUACGGUUGUGAUACCCCAAAUUCAGCUGAGAGCAGGGUUGCUGCAGAGUAAAGUCUUUACUACGGAAAUAGACAGAAUACCUGACGAGAAAGAGAAAAAAAGAAUAGAAGAAACGAAGAAACGAAGAAAAGUAAUACGGGCUCGUAUUCAUAGGGCGCAUGGCCAAGAUAGCAAAUAAAGUCAGUUUUCAAA
Messenger RNA from Xylaria bambusicola, 2429 nucleotides. RefSeq lists its product as uncharacterized. Bases 718 to 1995 code for a protein of 425 amino acids. NCBI's taxonomy places the organism in Eukaryota, Fungi, Ascomycota, Sordariomycetes, Xylariales, Xylariaceae. The record is from RefSeq and is a predicted model, not a curated record. Gene Ontology annotation, cellular component: nucleus. The transcript is spliced from 6 exons. Gene Ontology annotation, molecular function: metal ion binding.